Messenger RNA from Chionomys nivalis (European snow vole), 6567 nucleotides. It is a transcript of the gene Luc7l, whose product is annotated as LUC7 like. The coding region runs from base 1601 to 2557 and encodes 318 amino acids. Gene Ontology annotation, cellular component: U1 snRNP; U2-type prespliceosome. Gene Ontology annotation, biological process: mRNA splice site recognition. Lineage: Eukaryota; Metazoa; Chordata; Mammalia; Rodentia; Cricetidae. Gene Ontology annotation, molecular function: mRNA binding. The transcript is spliced from 10 exons. The record is from RefSeq and is a predicted model, not a curated record.
GCGGGGGCGGGAGUAAGGCGAGGCCGCCUGGCGUCCUGAGGCGAGGGCCGUGACAGUGUGCGCCUGCGCGGGGCGCCAUUCCUUUCCCCCCCCACCCCCCCCUCGCCGACCCCAGGCGCUGGGCCUUUGUCUGAUCCGCUUGUCUUGCGAGGCUGCUGCGGCCGCCGUGUCCUUCUCGUCCGGGCGGCCUCCUUUCUGAGAGUCCGAUCCGACGGUGGGGCUCUGUCCCCCUCCCAUUUUCCGUCAUGCGAAUUCCUCUGUGUCGGCACCGCGGUUCGGCGCCGCCCGGCGUACUGGAGCGUCGGCGGAGGGCUGGAACCAGCGCGGCUCCCGGGCGCUGGCUGCCGUGUGGCAGAAUUCCUCUGAUACUCCUCGGAGGAGAGGCGGCCCCCGAGGAGCUGGACGGGUUUCGAAAACCCCGGGCGUUCCUGCUCCGUACGGUCACAAGGGGAGCCGUAAAUGAGCAUUUCUAACGUUCAGUGUAUCUUUGCCUGCCUACAUCAAUCUGCAAGGGAGUUGCAGAAAAGCCUCAUGUUCAUCGAGCCGUGAGUCACAACCAAUUUCUAAGCUGUUAUAACAAAAAAGUGUUUGCUUUUUUUCCACAAGUAACUUUAAAAGUGUAGUUUAGAAAGAAAACAUUUUCAGUAAAAAGACACUACAUUAAUCCUGGAUGCUUGCAAAUCCUGAAAUAUAUUCCUCCUUGACUAUUACACAGCACUGUGUCCUCUACACAGAUUAGCCUUAAAAUUUGUCACAUACCACUUUGCCUUUACUUUUAUGUAUCAUUCCCCUGACUUCCUUACUGCAGGUGUGGGCAAGAAAACUUUUCCUUUAAAACUUUUCAACAGCGGGCUUAAAUUCUGCAGCUGAGUUCUUGAAGAAUGCAGAUGGGUACAGUAUGUGUUGGAGUUCACAGUGUGUAUUGACUAACCUGAUUCCUUUUUGCUUUCUUUGGUAUUGUCUUGUUAAAAGUGACUCCCAGGUGCCAACUCCCUUUGUAAGGGUGGGGAUGAAAGGGGCAUAACAAGAAAAGGUCUAGAGAUAUUUAAGAGUCAGUGAUAGAGCUUGAAAACUUCCCCCUUCCUCUUGCCAGUUUUCGAUAAUAAAACACUGCCUGUUUGACUGCAACAAAAAGAUUAAUAAAUAGCUUUGGUUGGUGGGAAUUGCCAGCUCUAAGUCAUAUGUGGUAGAUUACCUGCUUCUUAGUUCUCAUGCCCACACUGAUUUGGGCUGAUUCCUUUUGGUACUCACUCUUAUUUCUGACUCCUUGAGUUAAUGAUGGAGUUAGAUGUGAUUAAGUGUGCGUCUUCAUAAAAUACUUAGCUUGAAAAAAAUCUGCAUCCCAUUCCAAUUGUCGAUAUCUUUAGAUCAGUUUCUUAGUGUGUGUGUUGGGGAGAAUACAGAAAUACUAGUCUGCAAAUCAUCCGAGUGUAUUGUUUUGCCAGAUAGACUUGUGUAGUUAAUGAGAUACUACUUUAUUUAAAACCACAAAUGAAUUUCAGGAGAUGAAACCAGACAGAGGGUCAAGUUUACAGAUGACCGUGUCUGCAAGAGUCACCUUUUGGAUUGCUGCCCCCAUGACAUCCUUGCCGGGACGCGCAUGGAUUUAGGAGAAUGUACCAAAAUCCACGACUUGGCCCUCCGAGCAGAUUAUGAAAUUGCAAGUAAAGAAAGAGACCUGUUUUUUGAAUUAGAUGCAAUGGAUCACUUAGAGUCCUUCAUUGCAGAGUGUGAUCGGAGAACUGAGCUUGCCAAGAAGAGGCUGGCAGAAACUCAGGAAGAGAUCAGUGCAGAAGUUUCUGCAAAGGCAGAAAAAGUGCAUGAGUUGAAUGAAGAAAUAGGAAAACUCCUUGCUAAAGCAGAGCAGCUAGGAGCUGAAGGAAAUGUGGAUGAAUCUCAGAAGAUUCUCAUGGAAGUGGAGAAAGUUCGUGCAAAGAAAAAAGAAGCAGAGGAAGAAUAUAGAAAUUCUAUGCCUGCAUCCAGUUUUCAGCAGCAAAAGCUUCGUGUCUGUGAGGUUUGUUCGGCUUAUCUUGGUCUCCAUGACAAUGACCGUCGUCUAGCAGACCACUUCGGGGGCAAGUUACACUUGGGGUUCAUUCAGAUCCGAGAGAAGCUUGAUCAGUUGAGGAAAACUGUGGCUGAAAAGCAGGAAAAGAGAAAUCAGGAUCGCUUGCGGAGAAGAGAGGAGAGAGAGCGAGAGGAGCGGCUGAGCAGGAGGUCUGGAUCAAGAACCCGCGAUCGCAGGAGGUCACGAUCUCGGGAUCGGCGACGGAGGCGAUCUAGAUCUACCUCCCGAGAGCGACGAAAGUUUUCCCGUUCCAGGUCCAGAGAUAGACAUCGGCGCCAUCGCAGUCGUUCCCGGAGCCACAGCCGGGGCCACCGCCGGGCUUCCAGGGACCGGAGUACAAAAUACAAGUUCUCCAGGGAGCGCUCAUUGAGAGAGGAAUCCUGGGAGUACGGGCGGAGUGAGCGAGGGCCCACUGACUGGAGGCUGGAGAGCUCCAAUGGCAAGACUGCAUCGCGGAGGUCGGAGGAGAAGGAGGCUGGCGAGAUCUGAACCUGGCUCUGGCACUGUAAAUAGUCUGACAAAUGUUCAGCACAGCCUAAAUUAACCUUUAUAUUUGCUGGAUACAACUCAUCUUUUGUAGUUAAAAUUUCUAUUGUUUGGCCCUAGCUGUGAGUUUCUAGAGUUGUUCAGAGCUGCUCCUGUGUUUGGGGUUAUGUUGUAUAGGAACAAAUAAAUUUGGCAGCUGCCUCAUGACAGCUGUGUUGGGGUAUGUGCUGUCCUCUGCUCUAGAGGCACUUCACUAGGACCUUGCACCUGUGGAGAUAAAGGCUGGUGCUGCCAUUACCUUAGGAAACUGUCCAGAUGUCUGACCACUUUAACUUUAGCAUCCUAUGUGCCAGGGCACUCCAACACAUUUAACUGAGCCAGAUAUUUGUGACUUCUCUGCCUGGCUCACAUGCUGCGUCUCAGCUACUCAAUGUAGACCAUAGAGCAGGCUCUGGGUGUGAGGGGGCGGCCAUACUGCACACUCAUUUCCUUAGGGAGAGCUAUAGCUAUCGCAACCUUAGCUUAGGGGAGCAGUUCCACUUAGAUGGAAAAACGACAUAGAUGGCCCCUAACCCUGCCACUCAGGAGGUCCUUGGGAAAGACUUGCAGCUUAGGUCAGGUGUCUUGGGUGGUUUACUCUCAGGGUAGACUUAUUGUCAACCCCUGAGUAUAUGUUGUUCACAGAGGACCAAUGCCUUAAGACCAAAGUGAAGCCCAAAUGGAAAGGAUAUCUGAAUAGGAGCUUCUUCCCUUCACUUCUCUGGGGAGGGGGGGUUAGAGUUUGUUUUCAGAAGGAGCUUUAGUUGGUUGUGUUAAACAUAAAAGCUUCCCCUCUUCGUGCCAUGCUUGUAAAAGUUUAGGUUGCUGUCUUGAACUGUUGGUUUGAUGGUCACACAUAGGAUCUUGAGAUCUUGUGGGUACUUGCUAUGCUGGUGUGUGAAACAGACUUUACCUUGUCAACUGUCUCCAUACGAAAGAAGGUAGGGUGGAAUAUCUGUGAAGGACCCACUGGGGCUCAGUGCUAUGCACAGGUGCCAUUGUAGGUUUCCUCUCUAGCCCCUUGGCCUUCAGGUGGGAAUCAGUUUAGCUCUGCUCUGCUGUCUUCCUGGAGUAAGACUGUACCUGGUCCCAGGUGAAAAUUUUGACUAGCUGUGGACUCUUACUAGGAACAUUUUGCUUCCUGGACUCUUUGGGAACUUAACCUGGAUAGUUCUCCUCAGAGCCAACAUCAGCAUGUCUGGUUUGGAUCCUUUUCUGUCUGCAUAUAAAUUUGUAUGUGGGGAAACAACUGUUUUGUUUUAUCAUGGUGUAAAGUUACUAAAAACAUUUCUGUGCCCUGACCUUUUGUACCCACAGAGGAUAAUUUCUGGGCUCAUGUGGCAGACUGCAGCUACUGGGGUACAGUAGGCAGACUGUAGAAUCCUUUGGGUGGUCAGGGUCCCUAGAGUUGCAGAAAGGCUGCUUGCUUCAGUCUCUUAUGGAGUACCAAGUUUGUAAGGUUUUUGUUUGUUUGUUUUUUGUGGCUUGUGUGGGGGGAACAACCUUGUCCUGUUAACCAGGCUAUUGAACUUCAGGGCUCAAGAUAUUCGUGUUUCUGUUCCCAAAUAGCUGGCACAGUUGACUGUGCCAACACAUCUGGAUGCUUUGUUUUAUUGCUUUGUUUUGUGAUUGUUGUUGGGUUUUUUGUUUUUCUAGACGGGGUUUAUGUGGAUAUCCUGGAACCUAUUUUACAGAACCAAUUGGCCUCAAACUCAAAGAUCUGCCUACCUCUGUCUCCUGAUGUUUUGUUUUCUUAAUUGGAAUUUUCAUGGAGAAAGGGAACUAGGACAGAUGACCAGAGAUUUGUUGUGUGUGUGUGUGGGGAUGGCUCAGGCCAUUAUGCAAAAAGUUAUGGGAGCUACUAUAUGCAACCAGAGGGCCCCAGGUACUGAUUAGGUUCCAGGCCCAAGAACUUGAAGAACCAGUAGUUUUCAUCCUGACCCUUUGUGAAGCCCAACAACCAAUACCAUCCACAGGCCAGGGCAUAGGAGAGAAGGUGGACGUCCAGCUCAGAAAGAGGAUAUAUGCCCUUCUUGGAUCCUGUUAUUCUUUCCAGGUCCUUGGUGCAUGGGUGAUACCAGUGUAUUGGGUACGGCGGUCCUGUCUUUGGCUGGUGAUUCUAAGCUUCUCAAAUCCACACUGUGUUUUUCCCAUGUCAUAAAAUGUGUGUCAUGCACGUGCUUUGGGGGAUGACUUUACAGGUUUUUUUUCUUGCUCAUACAGGACGUAGAUUACAGGCUCUUGCACUUGUUCAUAUGGGACAUAGUUUGCCUUAUGUUGAGUAAGAACUGAAGGACAUGGAUGUGCAGGACAUAUUCCUAUGCCUGGGACAUAGCAAAUAGGGCAGCAGAUUAAAAUCAGGUUUCUGUGAUGACCAUGAUUGAUUUUUAGGCAGGAAGAAGGCAUUAUCUUCUCUCUGAAAUCAGAUGAAAACAGCCCCUGGUCCCCUUGCCUACAUGAGCAGCACUUGUACUGGGGACCCAAUUUCUAUCCUAGGUGGCCUAUCAAUGAAUUCAGCCCAGCCAAUAUGUAUCUGAAAAAAGUCAGGAGGAUGAAAGUGAAGCAUCCCUAGAGAGUGUCUGACCAAGGCUGCUCCUGCAGUUAGAGAAACUGUGAUACUGUUACUCUCUGAGGGAUAAAAGCUGCAGGUAUUUCCCAGAAUAGCCAAAUAUGGUCUCAAUAUUUGUGACGAAUAACCCUAGGCCUGCCAGGUUAGAGACCUCUUGAAUCUCCUAAUGUCCCAUGGUCAUUUUAACAGGUUAAAAAGACUGAACCUUUAUCAUAUUAACUUGGGGAUCUGUGACCUUGACCCAUGUACUGGAAAGGUAGGCCCUUUGAACUCAGAGUACAUGAGAGAGGAGAUGCAGGAUAUGCCUCCUUCGAGGACACAUCUCCAGUUCAGCAAUACUUGUUUACCUUGAUAGGGACCCCUCCAGCAACAGCAGGGUCAGUCCGCCACUGGUUGUGAGCUUUAUUCUGUAGUUUGGUCUUGGGAUAUAUGAGCUCUGGAUUCCAGAAUUAGCUAUGGACCUGGGAGCUUUAUGUUUCCCUGGGCUCCCAAGCCUUAGAUUUUUCCUACUUGGCAUGCAUUAUUAGAAUACACUGAAUUUUAGUGUGUGUUUUAUCUUUGUCAGUGUCCUCUUGAGUCAUUAAAACACUUCCUAGGGUCUGCUUACUGCUGAAAUGAAAGCAAUUGCUUCUCAGAUAAUUCAGUGGACAGCUGUUGGGUGUUUUGACUCCUAGUACAUGUUCCUUUCAGAACAGUGACAUUUAUGGAAUGCCCGUGAUGUGUUCCGGAGAUGACAGCAAAAUGGAACAAAGCUUUCUAUACAAACCAUCAUCAUAGCCAUUUCUGAUGUGUAUGUCAGUGAUGUUUAUGUAUCCACAGUAUUAGUCAUCAUCACUGUUAGCAAGUUGCAGAAUGUUUUCAUCCAGACAGAAACUCUAGCCCACUCCCAAAACUAUUCAGCUCCUUCCUGAAGCCCCUGGCAAUCUGGAACCUGUUUUCUGUCCCUAUAGUUUGCUUAUUUGGAUAUUUCACAAACUUGGACUCAUGCACUGUAUGGCCUUUGGUGUGUUGGCUUCUGCUCAAGGUUUUUGCAAAACUCAGCAGCAUGAUGUAAUCUCGUUACUUUUAUGGGUAAAAAAAAUUCCAUUCUGAGUGUGAGCUACAUGUUUUUACUCACUCUGAUGGUUAAUAUCAACUUGAUGGGUUUUAGAAUCACCCGGUGAAUGUGUCUGCGAAGGUGUUUCCAGAGGUUUUAGUGAGAAGACCUACCCAGAUAUAGGCUGCAUUAUCCUAUACUCUGGGGUCCAAGACUGAAUAAAAAAGAGGAAAAGAGCUGAGCACCAGCCGUCAUCUCUGCUUCCUGACUGCAGAUGCAGUGUGACCAGCUGCCUUAAGUUCCUGCAACCGUGACUUCCCCACCACACAAGGACUGUACCCUUCUACUGUGAACCAAAAUAAAACUGCU